AGAUAAAGGAGCCGCUUUAUCUCGAGGAGAUGACGUGUUUUUGUUUUCUAUUAUACUAAGUAUAGAGACGCGGGAGGAAUUUUCAGGAUUCUGCAGCUUUACAGUCGAACGAUACUCUACGGGAUUCGUUAAAAAGUUUUAAGUGCGACAAGGCAUCGUUUAAUGCACAAGAUGUCUGCGCGAAAACCGUCUGCUUGCAGGGGGAAACGUCAAAAACCUGUUAGAUGAGCGAGAUUUUUGGAUAUCCUUUUUCCAUGGACUUGGAAUAAAUUUCGAGGCAAACAAGGGCAAAAAUGUCUAUCUCAAAUGAAUUAGAUGCUACUGCGCCAGAGGCAGAAACAAAUGACGACUAUUAUUUAGAGUUGUCACCAGAACCUGUCAAAUUUGAACCUGUUAACGAUGUUACAGAUGUAUUCUUUGAUGAUUCUAAGCAGCAAGUAUUUGCGAUCAGGUCAGGAGGUGUUACAGGUGUACUUGUUAAGGGUCCUGAACAUAAUAUCAAUUUCCGCAUGGAUGACAAAGGACCCGUUAUUUCUAUUAAAUUUUCUCCAGAUAUGAAUAUUCUGGCUAUUCAGCGAAGUGUUACUUCAGUAGAAUUCAUAAACUAUAAUUCAGGAAAUUCCUUGGAUGGUGUAGAAUAUUCUCAAUCAUGUAAGGGAAAGAAUGCUACAAUUCUUGGUUUUGUGUGGACACAUGGUAACGAGAUACUGUUUGUUACGGAUCAUGGUGUUGAACUUUUCCAAGUCAUUCCAGAAAAACGAUGUGUAAAAGCCUUAAAAUCAUUAAGUUUACAAGUUAAUUGGUUUAUAUUUUGUCCACAAAGCUACAUGGUCUUACUUUCAUCAGGAACAUUAGGAAAUCAAAUGCAGGCAUUGUACAUUACUCCAGGGAAUUUGCACAAGAUAACAAAGUUUGAAAUGGAAGCAAUGUCUACAAAACCAGGAAAGCUUGCUGUAUCUGAAAGAGACGUAGCACUGGCAGUUUUAUACUCAACUCCCUGUAUCAUUGUUCUCAGGCACCAACCAGGUGACAAUGCAAGACCAGUUGGAUCAGCAUUUGUUUAUGUAUAUACAGUUCAUAAAAUGGUGACCAUUAGAAAAAGUCAUAUUCUCAAGCUUGACAUGAGUGGCAGAUUUGCCAUUAACGUUGUAGAUAAUCUCAUAAUAGUUCAUCACCAGGCUUCUAAAACGUCUAUGAUAUUUGAUAUAAUGCUGCCUGGUGUAAGUGAUGGAACUGUUCUUCAUCAUGUGAGUGUUGCACCUUCAAAACCUAUCAAACCAUGCAGUCUGAGAGUUCCUGGUCCCAAUAUAUCGGAAUACGUCAAUCAACCGUGUCAAUUAUAUUCUCCAAACUGGGUCGUUUUCCAGCCAAAUAUCGUAAUUGACGCAAAACUUGGUUGUUUGUGGUACAUGGAAUUGAGGUUAGAUUCCUUAGUGAAACUUAUUCCUGAUAAAGUUCAACUUGUUGAAUUUUUAAUGCAACGAAAGAAUAAUAAUGCCAAGCGAAUUUUAAUUCAAGUAAUAAGGGAUCUCGUAACGCGAAUGCCCACGUCGUUAAUAGAUAUGCCCGCUAUUUUUGAUAAAUUGAAUACUGUGUACAGAAAUCACUUAGAAAAUGAAAUUCAAAGUGUCAUGGGAACACCGUUACUGAAUAAUACGAAAAAUGUUACCACGGUACCCGACAAUUUCAAGUACAAAAUAUUUCUGGAUCAAAGUGACAUGUAUAGUCACAUUCUAUCCAAAUUUCCCGAGGGCACGAUUGAUUCCAAAAUGAUUAUUUGGGUACUCCUUGAAUAUAUCAGAUCCUUAUCAGAACACGGAAUCCCAGUACAACACUACGUAUACGAGCUCGUAAUAACAACACUGGUACACAAAGAGGCUUAUUAUCAACUUCAUCAGUUACUACAGUACCACGUAGUCUCUGAUUCAAAGCCCUUGGCCUGCCUACUGCUCUCUUUAGAAAAUCUCUAUCCUGCUGCUCAUCAGCUUGCCUUGGACAUGCUCAAACGACUGGGAAAUGCGCACGAGGAAAUAAUCGAGGUACUACUAUCCAAGGGUCAAAUUCUGCCGGUGCUACGCUACGUUCGGAGUGUCGGCAAGGCCGACCAAGUCUGUGCCAGGAAGUUCCUCGAGGCGGCAAAGGCCGACGGUGAUCCUAUUCUUUUCUACUCUGUCUACAAAUUUUUCGAACAGAGGAACCUCAGGUUGCACAACACCACCGGUUUCGCCAAAAGCGAGAGGUGCCAGGCUUAUGUGCAGCAUUUUAAGACGCUCUUCCAAACGACGGACAAUAACGGAUGCAACUCGGACUCGAACUCGAAUCUGUCCAACAUCUCGGGUUUGAGUGAAGGAGCCUGAUAUCCUGAUGUGAUCAUGUAUGUACAUAAGUAUAUGUAAAUUUUAAGGACGAAAUGUAUAUUUAUGAUUAUUUAAUUGUUAAAUAAAGUAAGGACAUUUAUACUAAUAUGGUAUGAAUAUUUAAUGCAUAUACUGUGGCCACCCAUUCACUUAUUAAGUGUGGCCAAACUUGCUUAACAUCUGUCAUCAAUCGGUCUAUAGACUUCCGUCAUCUAUGAUACAUUUACAAGUCAAAUUU
This is a messenger RNA of Nasonia vitripennis (jewel wasp), 2595 nucleotides long. RefSeq names its product regulator of MON1-CCZ1 complex (gene Bulli). NCBI's taxonomy places the organism in Eukaryota, Metazoa, Arthropoda, Insecta, Hymenoptera, Pteromalidae. The record is from RefSeq and is a predicted model, not a curated record. Gene Ontology annotation, molecular function: protein binding. Gene Ontology annotation, cellular component: lysosomal membrane; Mon1-Ccz1 complex; late endosome membrane. The coding region runs from base 294 to 2357 and encodes 687 amino acids. Gene Ontology annotation, biological process: regulation of autophagy. The transcript is spliced from 11 exons.